Molecule: messenger RNA, 702 nt
Organism: Penicillium manginii
Lineage: Eukaryota; Fungi; Ascomycota; Eurotiomycetes; Eurotiales; Aspergillaceae
Product: GNAT family N-acetyltransferase
Exons: 3
Coding region: 1-702 (233 amino acids)
Molecular function (GO): acyltransferase activity, transferring groups other than amino-acyl groups
Source: RefSeq, a predicted model, not a curated record
AUGGGCUCGACGUCAGGACUAACACUGAUUCCUUGGGAUCCGCUGUCGGAGCCUCAUAAAUUACUGCUCUUCAACCAGCGAGUGGAAUGCACUUGGGAUAUGGAGAAAGUCCAAGACAUAUGGAAAAAUGCGCAAAUUAGAGGCGAGAAAUGUAUCUAUUGGAUUGUGAGUUUUGCGCAUCAACACACCCCGGCCCCCUCUUCUACUGGCUUUGUGGAAGGGGCACACGAUGCGCUGAUUGAUACAGCCGUGUCCAUUAAUGCAGCAACACGCCAACCAACACAAGCGGAGUUCAUUCCAAUUGGUCACAUUGCUUUGGACUCGAAGAAUCAAAAGGCCAAGAAAAUAGACCUCGAUAUUCCGGCCGUCAAAGUAUUCUGGAUUACGUCCUUCUUUGUUCUACCUCAUCACCGGGGCCAAGGAAUUGGACGAGCAGCCAUGGAUGAAAUUGAGAGAAUUGCCAUUCAAGAACCUCUAUGCGCUAAGACUUUGAUGCUGGAUACCGUCGAAGGAAAGGAUCAAUUGAGAGAGGAAUUUGCUAAGGUUACCUAUGGACGGGUUCCGAAGGUUUCGAACCAGGAGUGGUAUGGUAAAAUGGGCUAUAGAUGUCUUAAAAUUGUGCAAAACUACUACGAUGUCCCAGACAAGAAUGGAAAAACGUGGGACACGAAGACCGUAUUUAUGCGGAAGGACCUUGGAUGA